AUUCUUAGAGCUUGCGUUACAGAGAGGGUUUAAAAUUCGAUUCCUGUAGUCGACCCAAGUGAAGGAAGGUUCGGUGAGGGUCGGCGUUUUGAAUAGGGCUGUCAAAACGACGUUGACGUUUGACAGCCCGGUUCCUUGGAGAUACACACUUUCGUUUCAGAUAAGGACAAGGGUUGCUACUUAUUGGUGAUAUGGUAUUGUGUUGACAAGUUCUUGCGUUGUGUUUCUGCGAUGAGUUCGUUUUCUGGGGCCAUUCAGCGACCUCUUGUGGCCGCUGCUGCCGUUGCGGUUGCUUCUUUCUCUGCUGAUAUUUCGGAUAAAUUGCCGUUCAAUGGAUCAUCGCGUGAUUGUUCUACCUCCAGUUUGACACAUUCUCCGCAUAGUAAUUCCAUACAAGAAUCGGAUUCGUCGUGGGUUUCUCAUAUUUCUGAUUCAAAGCUUGCUAACCUGUCUUUUGUGAACCGAAUUCGGGUGCCUGUACCUAAUGUUCAAUUCCGGGUGCCAAGUUUGGGGCAAAUUUGUGUUUCCAAUUUGCACCAUUCUUCGAUUGCUUCGUCCCCAUCUCUUCUGAACUUGUAUCACUAUGCUGACUUGCCUAGAGUGCCGAGGCCGUGUGUGAAUUCCCAUGGUGUCUCUAAUUCAACUUCUGAGGUCAUGUACAAAUGGCAUUUGCCGGAGUCAAGUGCUUUGAGUGAUUCAAAUUGUUCAUUCACAAAGUCGAAGACAGUGGUGGUGUUGCUGGGAUGGUUGGGAGCAAGGCAAAAACAUCUAAAGAAAUACGCAGAAUGGUACACUUCAAAGGGGUUUCAUGUCAUUACCUUUACGUUUCCAAUGGGUGAGAUUCUAAGUUAUCAGCCAGGAGGAAAAGCGGAACAAAAUGUUCACUUGCUUGUAGAUCACUUGGCUGACUGGUUAGAAGGGGAAAAUGAGAAGAAUCUUGUCUUUCAUACUUUCAGCAACACCGGAUGGUUAAUAUAUGGAGUUAUGCUGGAGCAUUUUCAAGAGAAGGAUCCAUCUAUCAUGGAAAGGAUUAGGGGAUGCAUUGUUGAUUCUGCACCUGUUGCAUAUCCUGACCCCCAGGUCUGGGCCUCAGGUUUCUCUGCAGCGUUUCUCAAAAAGAAUAGUGUAGCUACAAAAGGACGCGUAUUUUCCGAUGAAUCUGGCAUUAAAGUAUCAAUUGGCGGUGAUGAAGGUUUAGGAGUCAAACCUGCGGCAACAGAAGCAGCUUUGCUAUUGAUACUAAAGAAAUUUUUUGAGGUCAUUCUGCAUCUUCCUUCAGUGAAUAGGAGGCUCUCUGAUGUUUUGAUCAUGUUAUCAUCAAAGCAACCAAACUGUCCGCAGUUAUACAUUUACAGCUCUGCAGACAGAGUUAUUCCUGCUGAUUCAGUGGAAUCAUUUGUAGAGGCACAGCGCAGGGCUGGACAUGAUGUGAGGGCAUGCAAUUUUGUUUCCUCACCCCAUGUUGACCACUUUAGGAAUGAUCCCAAAUUGUAUACAUCUCAGCUCAGUAAAUUUUUAGAGGAGUGUGUAUCUUAACCGUUGUAAAUCUUACUAAUUCUUUACAUUCCUUGCCUUAUUCAUAUAGCAUAUAGUUCAUUCAUUUUUUUACUUUUUAAAAGCAGCCAUUCCACUAAUUGAUGGUGGAUUGGACUGUAUCAAAAGUCAACCCCUCAAGGGGAUUAAAUACUUGUUCCUUGACAGCUUAUAAUUGAUUCAUCGAUAUGUUGAUAGUUCAAAUGAAAGGCAUAGCAUUGCAACUUUCUCUUCAAUUGUUUCUUCCAUGUUUGAGCGGGUGCAAAAGUGUUUGAAGCUCUCAAGUACAGUCGUAAAUUAUUUUGUUAGUUGAUGGCAAAUAUUUUUCAUUAUUUAUAUAUUUUCGGAUCAACAAUGGCUGAUGAACAUGAACUAGAAGGUAAUGUGAUAUGGAAUAUGGAAAUAAAUGAUUAGAACCUGCAUAUUUGAGCUGCGAAUUCUUAGAUAAGGGAUUAGUUACAUAUUCAAAUGGCAUUUAGAUGAAAUUUUAUAGAAUUUAUUUGUACCUGUUAAAAUGCUUUAUUAUGAUUUUCUGAAGUUUUUAGUAAAAUUGGUUAAAAUAAGUUUUUUUUUACUAUUUUGAUAAAUUUUAUGAAAAUGACCAUUUCACAUUUGAAGAGGCAUAUAUUUACUCUUAAUUGGAGUACAGAGAUUAAAAAAGAGUA
This is a messenger RNA of Abrus precatorius (Indian licorice), 2198 nucleotides long. RefSeq names its product transmembrane protein 53. Lineage: Eukaryota; Viridiplantae; Streptophyta; Magnoliopsida; Fabales; Fabaceae. The transcript is spliced from 5 exons. Bases 232 to 1536 code for a protein of 434 amino acids. The record is from RefSeq and is a predicted model, not a curated record.